This is a messenger RNA of Octodon degus (degu), 1388 nucleotides long. RefSeq names its product claudin 23 (gene Cldn23). Gene Ontology annotation, molecular function: structural molecule activity. Gene Ontology annotation, biological process: cell adhesion; bicellular tight junction assembly. The transcript has a single exon. Gene Ontology annotation, cellular component: plasma membrane; bicellular tight junction. The record is from RefSeq and is a predicted model, not a curated record. Bases 101 to 985 code for a protein of 294 amino acids. NCBI's taxonomy places the organism in Eukaryota, Metazoa, Chordata, Mammalia, Rodentia, Octodontidae.
GGGAGUGCAGAGCGAGGGCCCGAGCCAGCCGCGCAGCGCGUCCCAGUCUGGCCCUGGAGCCCCGCGCGGAGCAGCGCGGUGCAGGUGCGGCGGGGCCGGGAUGCGGACGCCCGCGGUGAUGACGCUGGGCAUGGUGCUCACGCCUUGCGGGCUGCUGCUCAACCUGGUCAGCACGCUGGCCCCCGGCUGGCGCCUGGCCACGGGCUUCCUGGACAAGCCGGUGGACACCGUCCUGUACCAGGGCUUGUGGGACAUGUGCCUGGAGCAGAGCAGCCGCGAGCGCCAGUGCGGCCAGCACGACGAGUGGGGCUACUUCUCCUCGCAGCCCGUGCGCGGGGCCCGCGGCCUCAUGGUCACGUCGCUGGCCACCACUGGGCUGGGGCUGCUGCUGGCGACCCUCGGCGUGCGCUGCUGGCAGGACGAGCCGCACUUCGCGCUGGCCGGCCUCUCCGGUGUCGCGCUCUUCGUCGCGGGCCUCUUCAGCCUUGUCCCGGUGUCUUGGUACAGCCACUUCCUGCGGGACCGCGAGGUCCUGCCCGGCCCUGCCAGCCCGGUCACGAUGCAGGUCAGCUACAGUCUGGUGCUGGGCUACCUGGGCAGCUGCUUGCUGCUGCUGGGCGGCUUCUCCCUAGCGCUCAGUUUCGCGCCCUGGUGCGAGGAGCGGUGCCAGCGCUGCCGCAAGGCGUCCCCCGCCGGCCCGCGGCGCAGCAGCAUCAGCACGGUCUACGUGGACUGGCCCGAACCCGCGCUGACCCCGGCCAUAAAGUACUACAGCGAGGGACAGCACCGCCCGCCGCCCGCCGAGCGCCACACCGCCGCCAAGCCCAGGGUCGGCUUCCCCAUGCCGCGGCCGCCGCCCAGGGCCUACACCAACCCGGUGGACGUGCUGGCCGGGGAGCGGGAGCAGGCGGCCGCCUCCCAGAGCGCCUCCUCGCGCAGCACCCGGCCCUGCCACAGUUCGCUGCCCUGCGACUCGGACCUGUAGACGCCGCGGCCCACCUCUGCUUGCUCCGCACAGGCUCUGGGCUCAGCGCGGGUCCGAGGGUGAUCAGCUUCCCUCCCUGCCCUGUUCAACUUGGAACGAAGGUACAGCAAGCAGGCUGUUACCGCCCGGCUCAGAGUUGGAAGACCUUACAGCGAGCCUCCUUCCCAGCGGCCGGAGUCCUGGAGGAUUAGUUCAGCUUGGGUUCGGUUUGAUUUUUACAGAGCUUUGUUUUCUUCUCCAGAGGGAUUGGGUCCUCUUACAGACUAACCGGUGCUCCUAUUUUCUUGCCGAAGGAGAUCAAGAAAGGGCAGUGUGUGUGUCGUGUUGACCAGGGACAGUUACAAAAGUUGAAAUCAGCAAAUAAAGGCUCACAAGCCUGGAAACUACAGUGUUUUAAAAUGUU